Molecule: messenger RNA, 538 nt
Organism: Musa acuminata subsp. malaccensis (wild Malaysian banana)
Lineage: Eukaryota; Viridiplantae; Streptophyta; Magnoliopsida; Zingiberales; Musaceae
Source: RefSeq, a predicted model, not a curated record
AGGAGGCAGAGUGAGAUGGAGAGGACAUCUUCCAUAGAGUUAGAGCCUCGAACUCUCACGUACGCUGAGCUCCAGAAUGCGAGGGAGGCAGCAAUGUUGAUACUGAGCAGCAAGUCCUUAGAAGAAGCCAUUAAGAUCUUCACAGAGGGUGUAAAACCAGUGCCGUGCAUAAAAGACAAAACUUACAUCAAUCAUGUAGAUAACGAUGACGAGGAGGAAGAAGAGGACGACGACGAGAUGAUGGAUUACCUUGAAAUGGAGCAAACGUAUCGGCCAUCGUUUUAGCUGUUCGUCGCUUCUUUUGUUGCCCGUAUUGACGGCAUGAGUUGCUAAAAGAUUUUUGAGAGGAAGAGGGGGAGAUGUUUGUGAGGGAGAUCGAAGGACGUGAUCCGAGUACUUCUCAGUUCGCUUGUACAGAAAAGAUACAACUUAUACAGCAUAUUUGAUGUGCCAUCGGCAUUUGUUAUAUUGUGUGUAGGUUCUCUAUAUCCUCUAUAACCUAAGAAAGCUCCGAUAAGGGGACAGAUGUGUUGCGAUG